Messenger RNA from Amoebophrya sp. A25, 889 nucleotides. NCBI's taxonomy places the organism in Eukaryota, Dinophyceae, Syndiniales, Amoebophryaceae. The record is from the annotation of a GenBank genome assembly.
AUGCUUGGUGGGGGCCAGAAAAGAGAGGAAGGAAAAGAGGAAGCCCCACCACCACCACGUGAGUCUUCCUCUCCACCUCCGCGUGCAGAACUUGUGGCAUCUGAUGCGGAUGAUAGAUUAAGGGUAGUUUAUCACUAUCUCGUGUGGACUAUACUGAGGGAAGUCUCCCUGAUCUGAAGGCGAAAAUAGAGUGGGAAGAGGGCAACUCACUCGACCAGGGAUCGAUAGUGAGAAACUACCUCUAUCUUCUAAAUAGAGCAGUGGCAUCUAGUAACGCUUCUAGUAACGCAGCUUCGUCCAGAAUGGACGCCAGCGCAGCAACCUCGAAAGCAGAGGAGUGGAGCGAUCGACGUCUGCUUAUAUCUGGUAUGCGCGUGCGAGCCCGUUGGAAGGGAUUGAUGGUGUGCAAUGGUACGAUCGUGAAUGCUCACGAGGAUGGGAGCUGUGACAUCCAAUAUGACGACGGCGAUUACGAACCGGCUGUGCCGGAUGUAGAACCGCAUGAGGAGCAACCGAACCCAGCGGUGCGCCGCAUGAUUGAAGAGGAUACACUGCGCAGGGAAGAAGAGUUGUUAAAACGGGAAGCAGUUACGACUAAGGUCUCUUAAAGAAUAGAGGACUGUACUAUUUUUGACUGUACAGAAGUUUGUGUUUCAUUACAGUAAUGGCACUACAUACAUUAUGUAACAUCUACAUGUGUUACAUUAUGUAAUACUACAUACUUCUAAGAUUAUCUUACUUAGUAUUUUUUAUGGUGAUCGCAACUAUUAUUUUUGAACUAAUACAAGAAAGAGACAGCGACAAGCAUCGGGUGAAGAAGGAUUUGGCGCUGGUGAUGUCUUUGACUUUUUUGCGAACGCAGCGAAAGAAGCAGAGAGGCUCAGUCAGG